GCCACUGUUAUCCAGAUACAAAGCUUCAUCUUCAACCUUCGUAGUUAAACCCCCGCUCACUCUCCACAUCCAAUCACGCAGGGCCAUAGCUUCUCUCUGACCGGAGAAAAGAGAGAUACAUACGCCGCCUUCUUUACAAUCUCCGGCGCUUCCAUCUGAUGCUGUAUCUCAUACCAAAUUGAAAGAAAUGCCCGGAAUUGCUUUCUCACCCAACUGUAUUUCACUCUCAAGCUUCCCUCCACGGUCUGGCGGUGGAAUCUUCCGACCAAGCAAAAUUGACUUCUCAUUUCCCUUCAAGAAGCUCCAUUUCGCUGGCGAGCGACGUCUCCUCAACUCAGGUGGCCUUAGGGUCAGGGCAAAGUCUAAAGAGUUAGUCCUUGGCAAUCCUUCGGUAACCGUCGAGAAAGGUAAGUAUAGCUACGACGUAGAGACGUUAAUCAACAAACUAUCAAGUCUUCCACCUCGAGGUAGCAUAGCAAGAUGCCUCGAUUCGUUCAGGAACAAACUUAGCCUCAACGAUUUCUCCCUCGUUUUCAAGGAAUUCGCCGCUCGAGGCGAUUGGCAAAGAUCCCUUCGCCUGUUUAAAUAUAUGCAACGUCAGAUGUGGUGUAAGCCUAACGAACAUAUAUACACUAUUAUGAUCGGCGUUCUCGGUCGUGAGGGUCUUCUUGAUAAGUGUGCUGAGGUGUUUGAUGAAAUGCCUAGCCAGGGAGUUAUCCGAAGUGUGUUCUCCUACACUGCAAUCAUCAACGCCUAUGGAAGGAACGGUCAGUAUGAAGAUUCGUUAGAACUACUAGAGAGGAUGAAGAGAGAAAGAGUGUCUCCUAGCAUUUUGACAUAUAAUACUGUGAUUAACUCCUGUGCAAGAGGUGGGUAUGAUUGGGAAGGCUUGCUUGGGUUGUUUGCGGAAAUGCGACAUGAAGGAAUACAACCUGAUCUUGUGACUUACAACACUUUGCUCAGUGCUUGUGCCAGCAGGGGUUUAGGAGAUGAAGCAGAGAAGGUGUUUAAGACGAUGAAUGAAGGAGGAGUUUUACCGGAUAUCACUACGUACAGUUAUUUAGUUGACACGUUUGGGAAAUUAGGUAAACUCGAAAAGGUUUCUGAGUUACUCAGGGAGAUGGAAUCUGGAGGAAAUUUGCCUGAGAUUUCUUCUUACAACGUGUUAUUAGAAGCUUAUGCUCAUUUAGGGUCGAUCAAAGAAGCAAUGGAUGUAUUUCGACAAAUGCAGGAAGCUGGUUGCAUGCCAAAUGCAGCUACAUACAGUAUUUUGCUAAAUCUUUAUGGAAAACAUGGAAGGUAUGACGAUGUUCGUGAGCUUUUUCUCGAGAUGAAGGUAAGUAACACAGAGCCAGAUGCUGCUACUUAUAAUAUUCUUAUCCAAGUUUUCGGAGAAGGUGGUUAUUUCAAGGAGGUGGUGACAUUGUUUCACGAUAUGGUGGAAGAGAAUGUUGAGCCAAAUAUGGAAACAUACGAGGGUUUGAUUUUUGCUUGCGGGAAAGGAGGACUUCAAGAGGAUGCGAAAAAGAUUUUGCUUCACAUUAAUGAGAAAGGAUUAGUUCCAAGUUCAAAGGCUUUUACUGGGGCUAUCGAGUCGUAUGGACAGGCUGCAUUAUAUGAAGAAGCUCUUGUUGCGUUUAACACGAUGAAUGAGAUGGGAAGUGUGGCCACUAUAGAAACAUAUAACUCGUUGAUUCACACGUUUGCUAGAGGGGGUUUAUAUAAGGAAUUGGAAGCUAUCUUGUCGAGAAUGCAGGAUUUAGGUGUUGCUCAGAAUAGGGAUACUUUUAAUGGUCUGAUAGAAGGAUAUAGACAGGGUGGCCAGUUUGAAGAAGCUAUAAAAACUUAUGUUGAGAUGGAGAAAGUCAGAUGUGAUCCUGAUGAAUGUACUCUUGAAGCAGUGUUGAGUGUUUACUGCAUUGCUGGUCUAGUUGAUGAGGGUGAGGAGCAAUUUCAGGAAAUUAGGGCACUCGGCAUAUCACCAAGUGUUAUGUGUUAUUGUAUGAUGCUGGCUGUUUAUGCAAAGAGUGACAGGUUGGAUGAUGCAUACGCGUUGUUAGAAGAGAUGCUUACGAAUCGGGUAUCUAACAUACAUCAAGUGAUUGGGCAGAUGAUAAAGGGGGAUUAUGAUGAUGAAUCAAACUGGCAGAUGGUUGAAUAUGUAUUUGACAAACUGAAUUCCGAAGGCUGUGGUUUGGGGAUGAGGUUCUAUAAUGCGCUUCUAGAAGCACUUUGGUGGUUGGGGCAAAAAGAACGAGCUGCUAGAGUUCUCAGUGAAGCAACAAAAAGGGGUCUAUUCCCUGAGUUGUUUAGAAAAAACAAACUUGUUUGGUCUGUGGAUGUACACAGGAUGUGGGGUGGUGGUGCAUCGACUGCCAUAUCAGUUUGGCUUAAAGAUAUGUAUGAAAUGUUUGAAAGUGGAGAGGAUUUACCUCAGUUAGCUACUGCUGUUGUUGUACGGGGGCAAAUGGAAAAGAGCUCGAUAACAAGGGAUUAUCCAAUUGCGAAAGCUGCCUACUAUUUUCUAAGGGACAAUGUAUCGUCAUCAUUUGUUUUUCCUGGAUGGAACAAGGGACGGAUUGUCUGUCAGCGCAGUCCGCUUAAAAAGCUUUUUUCAGGUCCAGAAAUGUCUUCUGAAGGUGGUUCCAUUAUGGAGGUUAUAAAUUUAAAAAAUUCUCCUUUAACUCUUACCGGAAUGAGAUCUGGAGGCGGAAGCAACAGUACUAGAAGUGAUCAAUACGGCGAAGAUGAAAAUGGAAGCAGAAAGAGAAGUACAUCAGAGCUGGUCCCUAGCCCAGUUUGAAUCGCACAAAACCUACUUAUUCCUCAACCGCUGCAUCUGGCGAACCCUAAAUCAUGAUUUGACUGCAGAAUGACACCAGUCUUGUGUAGUAACUAACUUGAAGGUAGGUGACUGGUCAAUGAAUGUGAAGAAGAAGAUUGGCAAAUUUUGUUGCAUCCAAGACUAAGUAAAGGAAAACAAUUCUCUCAUAUUUGUUGAAGGCUGUGAUCUCUGCGUUGAGCGAGUUCUUUGAUGAACAUUGUGAAGAUGAAGAAGAAGAGUCCAUGGAGAAACCUUUGCAAUCCUUGCUCAGUAAUACACUCAACCCUAUCUUAUGAACUUGUAGCUUUUUUUUAUAUUUGAUAGAUUUUGAAAACAAAUAUAUCUGUUGUAAAAUAGAGAUCUUGUAAUGAUGCUUUUCUAUGGAAAUAUAUCUUCUUUAUUUAAAUGU
Molecule: messenger RNA, 3233 nt
Organism: Impatiens glandulifera
Lineage: Eukaryota; Viridiplantae; Streptophyta; Magnoliopsida; Ericales; Balsaminaceae
Product: pentatricopeptide repeat-containing protein At1g74850, chloroplastic
Exons: 5
Coding region: 188-2803 (871 amino acids)
Molecular function (GO): protein binding
Source: RefSeq, a predicted model, not a curated record